GAUUGAGGUCAAUUUGGGGGCCCUUGGCUGGCUUCGAAUAGACAGGCUCUGCCUCUGCUUCAGCCCCCAGGACCACUGGCUGCCCACAAGAGAUGAAAGAUGGCGUCCAAGGGGGCCGGCAUGGCUUUCUCCCGAAAGAGCUACGGGCUGACCUCAGAUGCUGAGAAAUCUAGGGUCACAGGCAUCGUGCAUGAGAAGCUACUGGACGACUACCUGCACCGCAUCUUUUCCUCUACUGAUCGUGCACCCACGGCAGCCACCAGCAGGAAACUCCUGAACUUCCAGAACCUGCCAGAGCAUCUGGACCAGUUGUUACAUGUGGACGAGGAGGCGGAGGAGGAGGAGGAGAGCCAGGGGCAGGUUGAAGGGCGGCUUGGCCCAUCUACUGUGGUCCUAGACCACACGGGUGGCUUCGAAGGGCUUCUUCUGGUGGAUGAUGACCUCCUGGGGGUGAUUGGACACAGCAACUUUGGUACUAUCCGCUCUACCACAUGCGUGUACAAAGGGAAAUGGGUCUACGAGGUGCUCAUCUCCUCCCAGGGGCUAAUGCAGAUUGGCUGGUGCACGAUCAACUGCCGCUUCAAUCAGGAGGAGGGGGUUGGAGAUACACACAACUCCUAUGCCUACGACGGCAACCGGGUGCGCAAGUGGAACGUGACCACGACGAACUAUGGGAAGGCGUGGGCAGCGGGGGACAUUGUGAGCUGCCUGAUCGACCUGGACGAAGGCACGCUGUCCUUCUGCCUCACUCCUUCGGACCCUCCCUUCUGCUCCAGGAAUGGUGUGUCGCUGGGUACCGCCUUUGAGAACUUAUCCAGGGGCCUGGGUAUGGCCUACUUCCCAGCCAUCAGCCUCUCCUUCAAGGAGUCUGUGGCCUUCAACUUUGGCAGCCGUCCCCUGCGCUACCCAGUGGUGGGCUACCGGCCCCUGCAGGACCCACCAAGCGCCGACCUGGUUCGGGCACAGGAGUUGCUGGGCUGCUUCCAGGCAGUGCUGAGCGUGGAGCUGGACCCCGUGCAGGGGCGGCUAGUGGAGAAGGAAAGCUCUGAGUGGCAGUUGCAAGGCCAGCCCACCGUCCUCCUCACACUGGCUCACAUCUUCCAUCGCUUCGCACCGCUCCUGCGCAAGGUGUACCUGGUGGAGGCCGUGCUCAUGAGCUUCCUGCUGGGCGUCGUGGAGGCGGACACCCCCGCACAGGCGCAGUCUGUGGUGCACCAGGUCCUGGAUCUCCUGUGGCUCUUCAUGGAGGACUAUGAGGUGCAAGAUUGCCUCAAGCAGUUGAUGAUGUCCCUGUUGCGGCUUUACCGGUUCUCGCCCAUCGUCCCUGACCUGGCCCUGCAGAUCCGCUACCUGCGGCUCACCAUUGCCAUCCUCAGUCAUGAGAAGUCCCGCAAGUUUCUGCUUAGCCACGUCCUGUAUCCUCUCCUUGCUACUAGCUUCGACGUGCUCCGGUCCGUUGUCUUCUUUUACAUCAAGAGCCCCCUGCGUGUUGAGGAGGCUGGCCUACAGGAACUCAUCCCCACCACCUGGUGGCCCCGCCGCUCCAGCAGGGAGGGCAAAGAGAGUAAGGAGGUGAAGGACGAAACCUCCGAGGAGCGGCUCCGGCGGCGUGCCUAUGAACGGGGCUGCCAAAGGCUCAAGAAGCGCAUCGAAGUGGUGGAAGAACUACAGGUCCAGAUCCUGAAGCUGCUGUUGAACAAUCAAGAUGACAACGGGGGUGAAGCUUCUAGGUAUAUCUUCCUGACCAAGUUCCGAAAGUUUCUGCAGGAGAAUGCCAGCAGCCGGGGGAACAUGCCCAUGCUCUGCCCCCCUGAGUACAUGGUGUGCUUCUUACACCGCUUGAUCUCGGCCCUGCGUUACUACUGGGACGAAUAUAAGGCUUCGAACCCACGUGCUACCUUCAGUGAGGAGGCCUACAUCCCGCCCCAGGUGUUCUAUAAUGGCAAGGUGGACUACUUCGACCUGCAGCGCCUUGGAGGCCUCCUCUCGCACCUUCGGAAGACCCUCAAAGAUGACCUUGCCUCCAAGGCCAACAUCCUGAUCGACCCACUGGAGCUCCAGGCGGCCACCAUGGAUGACCUGGAUGAGGAUGAGGAGCCAGCCCCGGCUGCGGCCCAGCGCCCCAUGCAGGCCCUGGCCAUGGGGGGCGCGCUGCCCCUGCCUCGGCCCAGCUGGCUCAGUUCUCCAACCCUGGGCCGAGCCAACCGCUUCCUCAGCACAGCAGCUGUGAGCCUGAUGACCCCACGGCGGCCUCUGAGCACCUCAGAGAAAGUGAAGGUCCGCACGCUGAGCGCGGAGCAGAGGACCCGUGAGGACAUUGAGGGUAGCCAGUGGAAUGAGGGCCUGCUGGUGGGGCGGCCCCCCGAGGAGCCUGAGCAGCCCCUCACUGAGAACUCCCUGCUGGAAGUCCUGGACGGUGCCAUCAUGAUGUAUAAUCUCAGCGUUCACCAGCAGCUGGGCAAGAUGGUGGGAGUGUCCGAUGAUGUCAAUGAGUAUGCAAUGGCUCUGAGGGACACAGAGGACAAGCUCCGCCGGUGCCCCAAGCGGAGGAAGGACAUCCUUGCAGAGUUGACGAAGAGCCAGAAGGUUUUCUCAGAAAAGCUGGAUCACCUAAGUCGCCGUCUUGCCUGGGUCCAUGCCACCGUCUAUUCCCAGGAGAAGAUGCAGGACAUCUACUGGCUGCUGCGUGUCUGCCUGCGGACCAUUGAGCAUGGAGACCGCACAGGUCCUCUCUUUGCCUUCAUGCCCGAAUUCUACCUGAGUGUGGCCAUCAACAGCUACAGUGCUCUCAAGAAUUACUUUGGCCCUGUGCACAGCAUGGAGGAGCUCCCAGGCUAUGAAGAGACCCUGACCCGUCUGGCUGCCAUCCUUGCCAAACACUUUGCCGACACACGCAUCGUGGGCACUGAUAUCCGUGACUCGCUGAUGCAGGCCCUGGCCAGCUACGUGUGCUACCCAAACUCCCUGCGGGCCGUGGAGCGGAUCCCUGAGGAGCAGCGUAUCGCCAUGGUGAGGAGUCUCCUGGCUCCCUAUGAGCAGCGGCCCUGGGCCCAGACCAACUGGAUCCUGGUGCGGCUCUGGAGGGGCUGUGGGUUCGGGUACCGCUAUACACGGCUGCCACACCUGCUGAAAACCAAACCCGAGGACGCCAAUUUGCCCAGCCUCCAGAAGCCCUGCCCCUCCACCCUGCUGCAGCAGCACAUGGCAGACCUGUUGCGGGAGGGUCCUGACGUGGCACCCAGCUUCCUCAACAGCGUCCUCAACCAGCUCAACUGGGCCUUCUCUGAGUUUAUCGGCAUGAUCCAGGAGAUCCAGCAGGCUGCUGAACGCCUGGAGCGGAACUUUGUGGACAGCCGGCAGCUCAAGGUAUGUGCCACCUGCUUUGACCUCUCCGUCAGCCUACUGCGCGUCUUGGAGAUGACCAUCACGCUGGUGCCUGAGAUAUUCCUCGACUGGGCCCAGCCUACCUCUGAGAUGCUGCUGCGGCGUCUCGCACAGCUGCUGAACCAGGUGCUGAACCGGGUGACAGCUGAGAGGAACCUGUUUGACCGCGUGGUCACCCUGCGGCUGCCUGGCCUGGAGAGCGUGGACCACUACCCUAUUCUGGUGGCAGUGACAGGCAUCCUGGUACGACUCCUGGUGCACGGCCCAGCCUCAGGGACAGAGAGAGCCACAUCAGUGCUCCUGGCUGAUCCCUGUUUCCAGCUCCGCUCCAUAUGCUAUCUGCUGGGGCAGCCAGAGCCCCCUACCCCUGGCACUGCCCUGCCUGCCCCUGACCAGAAGCGCUUCUCCCUACAAAGCUACACAGAUUACAUCAGUGUUGAGGAACUGGCCCAGGUGGAACAGAUGCUGGCACACCUGACCUCUGCGUCUGCCCAGGCAGCAGCUGCCUCCCUGCCCACCAGUGAGGAAGACCUCUGCCCCAUCUGCUAUGCUCACCCCAUUUCUGCUGUGUUCCAGCCCUGUGGCCACAAGUCCUGCAAAGCCUGCAUCAACCAGCACCUGAUGAACAACAAGGAUUGCUUCUUCUGCAAAGCCACCAUCGUGUCUGUAGAGGACUGGGACAAGGCAGCCAGUGCAAGUGCCACUUCCUCGGCUGCCUAGGCCUACCUGGCCCACACAGCAGGAACCUCUACCCUUAAACUCAAACCCAGGCUGGGCCCUAUUUAUGAGCCCCUUGCCCUGUCCCCCACGGCCCCCCACCAUGCCCUAUUUGUGCCUGAGCUUGACUUUCAGUCAGUCAGGGCCACAGUGAGCAUUAAAUUAUUAUUCCAUACA
Messenger RNA from Physeter macrocephalus (sperm whale), 4278 nucleotides. It is a transcript of the gene RNF123, whose product is annotated as ring finger protein 123. Gene Ontology annotation, molecular function: protein binding; ubiquitin-protein transferase activity. The record is from RefSeq and is a predicted model, not a curated record. Gene Ontology annotation, cellular component: cytoplasm. The transcript has 38 exons. The coding region runs from base 100 to 4104 and encodes 1334 amino acids. Lineage: Eukaryota; Metazoa; Chordata; Mammalia; Artiodactyla; Physeteridae.